AUGCCUGUAAAACCGGCACUCGUUUUGAUUUAUGAUUACAUGGCAGUGAUAAACCAGACUUUCUUUACUGGGUUUGUUUUGUUAGGAUUUUCAGAUAAGCAGGUUCUCUUUUCCUUGAUGAUCCUUAUGAUUUAUCUUAUGAUAAUUGUUGGAAACCUGACCAUCUUUAGCGUCAUCAAGAUUGACAUUCAUCUUCACACGCCAAUGUACUUUUUUCUCAGUUAUUUAUCGAUAUUGGACGUCUGUUACUCUACCGCUACCCUCCCGGCUAUGUUGGCCAAUGCCAUAACAGGCAACACAAGAGUGUCCUUUAACCUUUGCUUUACUCAGCUCUACUUUUUUGUCUCUCUGGGUGGGUCAGAAUGUCUUCUCUUGGCUGCAAUGGCCUACGACAGAUACGUGGCAAUAUGCAAUCCUCUCCUCUACCCUGUAGUCAUGAACAAGGCGUUCUGUUCCUACUUAGUUGCAGGAUCUUGGUUCUGUGGAUUCUUGAACUCUGUUCUUCACACCACAUUGACAUCUAAGGUGACUUUUUGCAGUCAUCGGCAUGUUCAUCAAUUUUUCUGUGAUGUUCGGCCCAUUUUGAAGGCUUCUUGUGCUGAUACACACACCAGCCAAAUGGUACUUUACAUACUCAAUAUUUUUCUUGGCAUAACUCCUUUUGCAUUUGUCAUUGCUUCCUAUACACAGAUAAUUUCAACCAUUUUGAAAAUCCACUCAGCCGCAGGCAGAAAAAAGGCCUUCUCCACUUGUUCCUCCCACAUCAUAGUUGUUACCGUAUUCUACGUGGCUGGCAAUUUCAACUAUAUUGGUCCAAAUCCUGGGGAGUCCUUUGAUAUCAUACGACUGUCUUCCAUUUUCUAUAGUGUUCUCACCCCUCUGUUUAAUCCGGUUAUUUACUGUCUGCGGAAUCAAGAGGUGCAAAGGGCCUUAAAAAAAAAGUUGAUGGGAAAUCAACACUUUACAGUUAUCACAGGGAAACAGAAGGGGGAAUAUGGAAGCCCCUGA
Messenger RNA from Nanorana parkeri, 1008 nucleotides. RefSeq names its product olfactory receptor 8H1-like. Gene Ontology annotation, biological process: G protein-coupled receptor signaling pathway. The record is from RefSeq and is a predicted model, not a curated record. Gene Ontology annotation, molecular function: G protein-coupled receptor activity; olfactory receptor activity. The transcript is spliced from 4 exons. NCBI's taxonomy places the organism in Eukaryota, Metazoa, Chordata, Amphibia, Anura, Dicroglossidae. The coding region runs from base 1 to 1008 and encodes 335 amino acids. Gene Ontology annotation, cellular component: membrane.